Molecule: messenger RNA, 3057 nt
Organism: Drosophila willistoni
Lineage: Eukaryota; Metazoa; Arthropoda; Insecta; Diptera; Drosophilidae
Gene: Neto
Exons: 12
Coding region: 118-2595 (825 amino acids)
Molecular function (GO): protein binding
Source: RefSeq, a predicted model, not a curated record
AAAAGCAUUAAUGAAAAUUAUCUCACAUGGUGGCGGCCAAUUCAAUCCACGCAAUUCAAACAAACCACAGCAACUUGACCAAAUACGCUAGCUUGAGACGGCGAUCGGUCUAUACUGAUGAAUUCCCCCAAAAUGAGACAAAUCAUCGCUUCCACAAUAGAACAGAAGCAGCAGGAGCAGAAGCAAAUGUUGCCGAGGUUAAGUCAAAGUCGCCUACUUCGCCUACGCCAACAUCUAUUUGUUACCCCACAGGGCUGCUCUCUGCUAAUGUUGCUAAUUGUUAGCCAAGCAUUUAAUGUGAAAGUUAACGCCACUAUUACGGAUUUGGCAACAUCAACAGCCACAGCUUUUGCCCUUAAACAUAAUGGUUAUCCCUAUGAACAUGAGAAUACAAUAACUAUAUCCCGACCACCUCGAUCUGGGCGUAGCGAACGGCAAGUGAAGGAGGAAGAAGUCGAUCGAUGUCGACUCUUUGUGGAGGGUGAUCCAACCAAGAAUGAGCUUUACAGUCCAGAAUAUCCAAAUCUAUAUCCAAAGAAUAUUAAUUGCACACGGGUGAUAACAGCGCCAAAGGGACAAAUCAUACGCCUGGACUUUCGCAAUUCGUUUAAUAUUGAGGCCAAGGAGGAGUGCAAAUUUGACUUUCUCGAAAUACGAGAUGGGCAAUAUGGUUUCUCUACGUUAAUUGGCAAAUAUUGCGGUACAGAUUUCCCACCGGAAAUCACAUCAAAAGAAAGAUAUUUAUGGCUACAUUUUCAUUCUGAUGAGACCAUCGAAUAUACUGGUUUCAGUGCGGUUUAUGAGUAUCUGGAUCGCAAUCGCGAUGCACCGAGCACGGAUCUCAAUUGCACCAUCGAAAAGGAUGGCUUUGAUGGAUUUAUCAAUUCGACGGAUGUGCCAGAAGAGAUAAGGGAACAGGUGAUACGCAAUAAAAUUGCCCUCGACUGCAUUUGGCGUGUUCAAGUGAAGGAAAACUGGAAGAUUUUUUUGAAAUUCUUGGACUUUAAACUGAGCAAACCCAACGAUUGUGAGACAAACUUUUUGGAUAUAUUCCCAGAGGAAACUGUUAUGCCAUUAAGAGUGAAAAACUUUUGCGGUUCAGCAGGUGAAAGUAUAACAGCCGAAUCAAAUAUUCUACAUCUACGAUUCUUUGCCGAUCAAAUAGCGAUAAAUUCCACAUUCGGCAUACUCUAUACAGCAUUUCGGGAUCGUGGUACUGGCUGCACAUCCGACGAAUACGAUUGCGAGGACACGACUUGUAUAUCAAAGGAUUUGCGUUGUAAUCAACAAGACAAUUGUAAAUUUCGCUGGGAUGAGGAAGGUUGUCCGAAAGAAACGGCAGCCCAAUCGGAACAUGUGCUGAUCAUUGUCAUUGUAUUCGGUUUGAUACUCGGCGGAAUGGUUAUAACAUUUAUUGUGAAUUGCAUACGCAAAAUUAUACGUGAUCAAAAGAUAAUACGAGAACAUAUACGUGAGUCCAAGGAGAGUAAACUUGAUGAAAUGGGUCGCCAUUCGAAGGGUCGCUCCCGCGAGAAUAUAUCAAGGCAAAAACAUUCACAGACCUCAUUACAAAUACUCGAUGACGUCUCGAAUCGUUAUUAUCGCGAAGCUAUACCCAUGUCGACACAAUCGAGCAAAGCCGAUUUCAAGGAAAAGGAGCACAGCAUUCUACGCCGUCAUCCGGACAUGGCCCAAACAAGUCUUAGUGGCAAUGGCGGUGGCGGUUGUGCCAUCGACGAUGGCGAAUCAUCCUCCACCACAACGGCCACGCACGAGAUGAUGACAAAGGCGGCCAUGUCGUCAGUACCGGUUAAUACCGCCUGUGAUAUGGGCUGUCAAACGAGGGAAUCACUAUUUGCCAACAGCCCCGGCAUUGGCGGUGGAAUGGGAGGAAUAGGAGUGGGUAGGACAACAUCGCUAAUGAGACAAAAGUCCAGCUCAUCCUCGCAGGGAAGCGGCGGAGCUGUUGGCUCAAUGCCACCGCCGCCGCCGCGUUUCUUUUCGACAUUUGGCUAUGAUCAGCAGGCAUCAUCGCCAUCAGUUGGCCAAAUGACGUUGCCGCAGGAGACACCGCCGCCUCCGGGAGCGGCAACAAUGCUGUUGGGCACCUUGCAUCGCCGCAGCAUGCAGCCGACGACAACGGCAACGCCGCCGCCGCCUUUGCAGCAUCAUUCACAUCAAGAGGCCAUGGAGCUAGAGGAGCGGCACAGUGGUCAUCAGCGUUCACACUAUGGUCUCUUAGUGACUCCGAUGGGUAAGCCAUCGGUGUUACCUCAGCAGGAGAUAUGUCAUCACCAUCAUCAGCAUCAGCAGCAACAGCAACAGCAGCAGCAGCAGCGCAUGCAUCAUGGACAUACGACGUUGCCCGCCCAUCAGAGAUUGCCAGCCAUGAAGGCACAGGCUCAGGCUCAUGCCCAUGGACAGUCACAGGGACAGUCACAGUCACAGGGACAGGGACAGGGACAGAGUCAUGGACCGGGCCCUGGACAGACAAACAUUUUGUCCGGCAAUAAGCAGCAAAAGAACGAGGAGUCUAAAGUAUUCAUCGACAUACGGAAUUCAGCGCCAGACGUGAUUAUCAUGACGUCCCAUUGACAUUUAAGGAUUGCCCGCCAAUCAGCAACCGCAACAACAACAACAACAACAUCCAUGACCAAAAACAACGAAAAAGCGAACAACGAGAAGAACAACAGGAACCACGGCAACUGGAACAACAAGAGGACAAUGGCCAACAUAUUAACCGCAGGCACUAUUGUGCAACGACACCGUUGCAUCGUGUCGCAAUCAGACACGGAAAGGUCCUCCUCGCCAGCAAUUCCUUGCAUCCUUUGUCAACUCCGCUGCCACCAUGCACAUCCUGUAAGCAUUCAGCUGCAUUUUUAAUACCCAGCACAGAAUCUGUGUCCAUAGAAUUGUGGGUAUAUUUAUUGAAGCAAAACUGCAAAGAAUUUGCAGCCUGAUGAUAAUUAUAAUGGAGAGUAUCCUUAAAGUCGGUGCUUUUAUAUUCUUUACCUUUGUGUUUGCCUUAAAUUGUAGUUGAAAGUCCCAUAAAGAUAU